GUGUCAGUCAGUUAUCAUCAGCCAUCAAUCGUCCAUCUGGUUUACUGCUAAAAAUCCAACUAUUAUUACCAAAGUUCUUACAAUACAAGGUCAAGAAGAUUGAUUUGGCUGAUAACAGUGCACUUAUCUAUGUUUACCAUGUUCAUGUUGUGUUGAUACGGCCAUAGAAUGUCUCUCAAAACUAUUUUGCGGCUUCGUGAACUGGCCAGAAGUAGAGUAUUGAAUUUCACUCCAGUGGCUAUCCGAAGCUUUAGCGAGAACAAAUCUGGAGAUCAACAACAAAGAUGGCGGAGAAACUGGAAGAUAACUGGAUCGGUUCUACUUGGCUCUGUUCUCAUUGGGUCUGCCAUUACAGAUAAACUAGAUGUCAAGCAAAAGUUGAAAAAGAGUAAGAAGGAAGCAACUGACGUAGCGUGUGAAGCCGGUGUCAAGCGGCCUGAUCUGCCCACAUUCAGGGCCGACGAGGUCAGCAAGCAUGAUUCCAAGAAAAGUUUCUGGGUAACGUACAAGCAUGGUGUCUACGACGUGACCAAGUUCCUGCCUUCCCACCCGGGCGGGGAGCAGAUCCUCAACGCGGCCGGGCUCAGUAUAGAGCCCUUCUGGAAUGUCUACGGCAUGCACCUGACGCCCGAGGUGUUCGGCCUGCUCGAGACUUACAGGAUAGGUGUGUAUGACUUACAGGAUAGGAUAGGUGUGUAUGACGCGACCAAGUUCCUGUCUUCCCACCCGGGAGGCGAGCAGAUCCUCAACGCGGCCGGGCUCAGUAUAGAGCUCUCUGGAAUGUCUACGUUCCUGUCUUCCCACCCGGGAGGCGAGCAGAUCCUCAACGCGGCCGGGCUCAGUAUAGAGCCCUUCUGGAAUGUCUACGGCAUGCACCUGACGCCCGAGGUGUUCGGCCUGCUCGAGACUUACAGGAUAGGUAACCUCCACGACGACGACGUGGUAGACCACUCGGACGACGAGCUGUGGGUGCGCGAGCCCUACCGCGACAACGGCUACAGCGUCUGCGUCAUCGUCAAAGACCGCGGCGUCAGAACGAAAGACUUCACUCUCGAAGACCUGAACAAGUUCAAACACGUCACCUUGAGAGCGGCGUUGAUCUGCUAUAGUAUUCGCGUCAUUGUGAAAGACCACGGCGUCAGAACGAAGGACUUCACGCUCGAAGACCUGAACAAGUUCAAACACGUCACCUUGAGAGCGGCGUUGAUGUGCGCGGGGAAUCGACGCAGUGAAAUGAACGAGCAGGUGAAGCCGGUGAAAGGCAUCAGCUGGGCGGGCGGCGCCGUAUCCAACGCGCGCUGGGGCGGCGUGCUACUGCGCGACGUGCUCGUGCACUGUGGAGUCGAUUUGGAGAACACCGAGGGGAAACACGUCAUUUUCACAGGCUCGGACAUAGACGCAACGGGCGUGAACUUCAGCACGUCCAUUCCUUUAUCCAUGGCGGCCGACCCCACCAGCCGUAUAUUACUAGCUACGACGAUGAACGGCGCCGCGCUGCCGCCCGAUCACGGCUAUCCGUUGCGCGUCGUCGUGCCCGGCGCGCCUGCUGUGCGCAGCGUUAAAUGGCUGGAAUCAAUAACUAUCUCUGAAGACGAGAGCCCGUCGCACUGGCACCAGAAGGACUACCGCGCCUUCAACCCGUCCAAAACGUGGGAGACGGCGGACUUUGCUACCGCGCCGCCGGUAUACAGUCUCCCCGUCACGUCCGCAUUCUGCCGGCCGCAGUCCGGCGAUACGGUGCCGGUUUGCAGCGGGCACGUGGUGGCUACGGACCACCACCACGUCGCGCCGCCGGUGUACAGUCUGCCCGUCACGUCCGCCUUCUGCCGGCCGCAGUCCGACGAUACGGUGCCGGUUUGCAGCGGGCACGUGGUGGCUACGGGUUACGCGUACUCCGGUGGCGGCGCUAAGAUCUUGCGGGUAGAUGUGAGUGCUGAUCAAGGCAAGACCUGGAUCGAAGCUGAACCGACGGCCGUGGACCCAGCACCUCACAAGCAGCACUACUCCUGGAUGCUGUGGAAAGCUAACAUACCCGUGGAUAAGGGGCAGAAAGAGGUGGAGCUCUGGGUGAAGGCCACGGACAGCAACUUCAACACGCAGCCGGAGAAGUUCCACGACAUCUGGAACAUCCGGGGCAUCCUCAGCAACGCAUACCACAAGAUCAGAGUCAAAGUACAACAUCAAUAGUUUGUAAACAGCCUGUAUAUGCGCGGAUUCACUUUAGUAACGAUGGCCCUGAUGGGACCCGCAAUAGAAAAGGGGCCGUAGUUCUUAAUGACCUUUUUUAUGUUUUUUAGCCUAGGCAUCGACCACCGACUGUUAGUUGGCCGAUAGUUGAGUCGGGCUGUUAAUCAGUAUUGGCAUGUAUAAAUGAAAGUACGCACACUACACCGAUUUGAUAUCGGCCGAUUCUUCAUACAAAUUAAAAUCGGGCCCUACUUAUCGGCCAACUAAAAGUUGGUGGUCUGCGCUUGCUUAGGCUUAAACGAAUGAAAAGAACUGGAUCCGUGACUAACUGUAUAACUUCAUAGGAAUAGUUCUAUGAGGUGAGUAGCCAUAAUGAUGAUUUCUAAAAUACGAUAUUACUAUUUUGUCACUUCCGAAUAUUUUUAUAACUAAUCUAAAUUAAAAUAUAAUUUAUCCGUAUCCUUCCUUAAAAACGGCCAAAGAACGCUUUUAGAAACUAUCCAACUUUUAGUCAAACUCGCCAUUUAAUACUAAUCAUAAAAUGAUUUUAGGAAUUAUUUUGAACAAUUAGUUAGGUAUCUUAUUUUCUAUGAUUUUGUGUUACAUUUUCAGUUAAGAAAUUUACAUUCUUAGGACUUGAAUAGACAAACAUGAACAAAAGUAUUUAGACAAAAGAUCAGAGAUUAUUAUUUUGUUUUAUUUUCAUACAUAAAGUUUAUUUAUUUUAAAAUUCAAUGCAUGCAACACAAAAAAGUACAUGACAACUGGAAUAUUCUUAGAUUUUAAAGUUACAUACAUAAUUUAUUUACUAAUAAUAUGAGUUGUAGUAAAAUUUGUUACAUAUAUUUAAAGAUUGUUAUAUUGUAGGUAUAUCUUGUAAAACGUAUAUUUUAAGUAGUUAGUAGUUAUCUACUAACCCUCCCAUCAAUUUACAUUGAGGAGGUAUGUUUAUUUGUCAGAAGAAAUCCUCCUUUAUUCUCAGUACAUAAAAGUAUACGACACAAAAACAGAAUAUGCUCAACUGAACACAAAACAGCAUUGUUUACAAAAAACUUACCAGGUAUGGCACCGCGAAUUUAUAAUAAAUUACCACAUACCAUAAGAAAUAAAGAAGACUUAUUUAUUUUUAAAAAAAUCCUACACGACUUUUUAAUUGAUAAAGCAUACUACUCAGUUAGCGAAUUCCUCCUGGAUAGAUCCAUUUAAAGACAUUAUUCUACAUAAAUUGUUUGUUUGACCUUGUUAUUAUCAAAUCUAUGUGACAAAUUGACAUACUAAUGUAAUAUUAAAUUCUAUCUACUAAAUUUGACAUUGUUAAUUAUUAUUGUGACAUUUAAUUUAAUUCUUUUGUAUAAUUUCUUGAAUCACGAAAAAUUGAUUCUGUUGCAUGCCGAUAUGGUAUGAUGUAGCUGAACAAUAUAUUUUUUUAUGUGACCUAUAAUAUGUACCUACAUUAUGCAAUAAAUGAUUUUGAUUUGA
Messenger RNA from Ostrinia nubilalis (European corn borer), 3666 nucleotides. It is a transcript of the gene shop, whose product is annotated as sulfite oxidase. Gene Ontology annotation, cellular component: mitochondrion. The coding region runs from base 169 to 2187 and encodes 672 amino acids. Gene Ontology annotation, molecular function: molybdopterin cofactor binding; molybdenum ion binding; heme binding. Lineage: Eukaryota; Metazoa; Arthropoda; Insecta; Lepidoptera; Crambidae. The record is from RefSeq and is a predicted model, not a curated record. Gene Ontology annotation, biological process: sulfur compound metabolic process. The transcript is spliced from 15 exons.